AUGUGCGGGAACAUCCCAACGGAUCCCUAUCUAUCUAUCUAUCUAUCUAUCUAUCUAUCGUUUUUGCUAGUAUGUGUAUAUAUAUUCCUUCUUCAUAUCUAUCUAUCUAUCUAUCUAUCUAUCUAUCUAUAUAUAUAUAUAAUUGAUUUUAUAACAUAUUUAUGUUAUAAUUUUCGAAUAAAUAAUUAUAUCUAUCUAUCUAUCUAUCUAUCUAUCUAUCUAUCUAUCUAUCUAUCUAUCUAUCUAUUUUAUCUAUCUAUUUUAUCUAUCUAUCUAUCUAUCUAUCUAUAUAUCUAUCUAUAUAAACACUUUUCUUCUUUGUUAUUCGACAACCCCCCCCCUUUCAGUUUCUUGCUGUCUUUGAUUAUCUUUUACUCAGGAAUUUAUUUUUCCUUACUUUUUCUGUUUUUUUUCUACUUCUUUUUUCCUUUUCUCUUUUUUACCGCUCAUAGGUUGUUUUCACUAACUUAUUUAUUCGCCAUUUGUCUUUUAACCUUCUUCCUUAUUUUUUUCAUUGUUAUCAUCUUUCAAUCUCAUUCGUCAGUCUUUCUUCAUUUUCUUCAUGCUUUUAUCUUUUUUUUUGUGAUUUAUCGUUAUUCUCCCUUUUCCCUCUUCUAUUGCUUGUCCAUUCUUCUUUAUCUUUCUGAUGAUUUAACAUGCAAUUUUAAUUGCCUUACUUUUCUCUUCGGAUAUUUAUUUUCGAUUCUUGUAUUUCUCGCCACCUUUUCAUAUUCUUUUAUUUAUAGCUUUUUAAAAGAUUUUUCUUUUUAUUUAUCGUGCAAACCACCAUCUCCUUUGAUCUAUCUAUCUAUCUAUCUAUCUAUCUAUCUAUCUAUCUAUCUAUCUAUCUAUCUAUCUAUCUAUCUAUCUAUCUAUCUAUCUAAAUAA
Acanthosepion pharaonis is the source of this 888-nucleotide messenger RNA. The record is from the annotation of a GenBank genome assembly. Lineage: Eukaryota; Metazoa; Mollusca; Cephalopoda; Sepiida; Sepiidae.